GGAGAAAAUCACCGAGUCUCUCCGCAGACGCACUCAGUGUGGGAAAAUUGAAAACGAUGGCAAUUGGCAGUGCGUCGCGACGUUUGAACAGAGUGAGUGGCGUCGUUGGAUCCACAUGAUUUAGGUUGAUGCUGGAGUUGAGCACACCAGAAGCGUCUCGAACGCCGGCAAUAUCAGUCGCAUUGUGACUGCCGUGCCAUACAGAAGGUUCCUUGCGCGCGCGAAGGUUUUCCCCUUAUUUUGGGCUGGAAGAACAAGUGCGGUGAACGAAAGACACUGAGGGUUGUGAUUGCGGUGUCGUCCUGCGAUAAGGGUCCUCAUCACAGUUGUUUUCCCCUUUUGUGGGUGGAUUCGGUGGCCUGUACGCGUCUUGAGGACGUCGACUUGCGGGGCAAAGUCACUCAGCAUUUUAAUGCGCCUUUUCACAAACUAACACCAACGACAUUAAUGAUGAGCGAAAGUGUACUAAAAGUUAUAAUUGUCUGGUGAGGAAAAUAAUCUUCCCUUGCUCCUCCAUUUUAAGAGGCAAGAAAUAGCGAGACACAAUCGCACUGUUUUGGGAUUUAAUGGCAUUUUCGCAUUCGUUCUUAGGAAAAUGGCUUUAAUGAGAUGAACUGGGUGUUGCUGAAGAAGUGAUGAUCAUUCUGCAAUAUUGCCACAGAGUGUGUGCGUGUGAUUGGUAAUUGAGACGAAUUGGGGUGUAUGGAAAACCCAGGGGAGUGGUACUGAAUCAUCUUAAAAAAAUUCUUUUUGUGUAUAUCAGCCCUUUAUACUUUAUCUGCUACCACGAAUUUAUUGGAUAAACAAGAAAAUAAGGAUCCUCAGUCUAUACAUUUUAUGUGGUGUGCGCAUUCAGUGGUUCGACUGACCAAAAAUAGACGUUCACCAUUUGUGCACAUACGUUAUUCAACAUAAACAAGGAAAAAUACACAUAAGAAAGAAGAAGGAGUUUGAGAAUCCAACAAGACGACGCCAGAAGGGACUUUUGCUCCGCCUCAGUCCAUCCCGUGGGUGCUUGGUGAGCAAGAAAGGACUCUCUUUAAGAAAUCCUGUGUGUUGUUUUGUGUUUGUCACAACAAAAGACUUUCUGCCCUCCUAAAUUGCAAAACGACGUGGUCUGUUGGACUCUCUCUCACAAUUUCCCGCCAAAAAAAUAAAAAAGAACUUCCAAAGCCACCAACAAACCCUAAAGCUACCCGAAAAACCCCGGGGAAGUUGAAACUCCCCCUCAAUACGACAAGAAGGGGUGAAAGCUACAUUCACAAAAAAAAACUUACACCCAUAAAGUCGUGUUUGACACAUAAAACCAAAAAAUAAAGUGUUAGUUCUUUUUUUGUCUCAUUCACAAAAAACGCCCCACGAGCUCACCAACAUUGAACAAAAUAUUGUGUUUUUGUGCUCAAGAGGGUUUCCAAGUCACAGCAAAACGUGUCAUAUAUUGUGAAACGGAGAAUAGUUGAAUUGAAAAAGAAUAAUAAAACCGUGAAUUGUUCAAGUAUCCUCUUGCUGCGCGAGCAACAAAAAUAUCCAAAAAGAGAAGGAAUUUAUAUUAUUUCCAACGGACUGUGCAACGCAGGAAAAAAAGAAGAACUUGGAAAAAUAAAUAUUUAUGUAACUUUUCAACCCCAGGGGUGUUCCCUCGGUGAAUGUGUGUUUUUUCAACUAUACAACGCCCUACACUCGCACCCUCGAGACAAAUGAAAAACAAUUAAACCACCGGAACAAUCUCAUCAGCAUCAUCCACAUUGUUGAGCUGUCCCAGCUUGGGGAGUGCUCAGUGUGCUUGUGGCUCAACAUCCACUCCUUUGAAUCAUUAAAAUGUGGCACAACACUAAAAUCACUGCUUCUACAUGGAGGCGCUUCAUUGGCGUCGGGGUGAUUCUGCAGAUUAUUGCUAAUUGUGGUUUGGGCACACUUGCGCUUCGCAAUGUGACACUAAUUGUGGAUCCACCAGCUGUUCGACGCUCCCACAAUGCAAAGCUCCUCUGUUUGUACGAUUUGGAAGGGGCUCCUCUCUAUUCCGUCAAAUUCUACAGAGGUCUCAGAGAGUUCUACAGAUACCUACCAAGUGAGACGCCCAAGAAUAAAAUUUUUCCCUUUCCCGGAAUUCAUGUGGAUUACACCCUCUCCAAUGCUAGUCAAGUGGUGAUCCGCAAUGUGGGCUUUGGGCUGUCUGGCAAUUUUUCCUGUGAAGUAUCAGCCGACGCACCAUCUUUCUCCACGGCAAUGGCUGACAUCCAGAUGCAAGUUGUGGAACUACCCGACAAGCAACCAUCCCUCUGGACUGAGCACGACCGCUAUGAACCAGGUGAUGUUCUCAGAGCAAAUUGCACCUGCCCACCCUCACGACCCAAAGCCGAAUUGACGAUAACUCUCAAUAAUAUUGUGAUAAACCACGGAGAGACACAGUACUUUUACACGACAGACAACCUCAUAAUGGCCCAUGCAGCCCUCCGACUGCAGCUUCAGAGUAGUCACUUUGGGGGUCCGGUACCAAGUGUGGGCACUGGCUUGGUUAUGCGGUGUACCGCAGAUAUUGGCAAUCUCUAUCAGGAGUACACGGAAGUUGAGUUGGGCGUUCCACAGCGGGAUCCAGUUCCAGCACGAGUGACAUCAUCUCGAUCUCAUUGUCUUCACUCAAAUAUCCGGCAUUAUAUUUCAGCAUCGAUGGUGUCAUUUUUUGUGCUGCGUACCCUCUCUGUGAGAUAGUUACUCUGUUAUUAAAUAAACUAUUAGAUUUAAAGAUUUAAAAGGGGAAAUUGAGGGAAAAAAUAACGUAAUUUUAUCCACUUUUGCGAUGAAGAAAAAAUUGUGAGAAAUAAUGGAAAAAAAAUAAACUCCAUUUGAAAGCUUCUAGCGCGGAACUUAAAGAACAAAGAGGUAUGAAGGAAGAAAAUUGAUAGGGCAAAAGGAAUUUGUAUGCGAUACUGAGAUUUUGGUUAAACAUACAUUAAGCGUAGGCAAAUUAAGGGGUGUUACUUAAGGAUGAAAGACAUGAUUUCCAUAAAAAUUUAAGGCAGCAGAUGUAAUCAAUUAGGUAGUUAAAAAAAUGAUGAGGACAUGUGAAGAAUGUACAUAGUUAAAUAUUAUCUUGCAAGAAUGAUUAAUUCCUUUCGAAAAUCUAUUUUUUUCUCAAUAUGAAGAUUAAUUGAAAGUGUUAUAUUUGUAUAAUCAUAUUUUAUGGUAAGUCUUAGAGUGCAGAACAAGAAUGAAAAUAUAUAGAAGAAUUUUAAAUGUAAAUGGCUGUCCGUCCUCGAGCGAUUUCUUGCAUCAAACUAAAAGAUAAAAUAAAAAUCAAGCAGCGAACUAAAAAAAAUCAAAUUGACAGGAAGAUAAAUAAAUGGUCCGUCAACAGGAAACAGUGUCAAAUAAAAAGUAUAUUGCUAACGAUUUCUUUUAACAACAGCUUGAAAGAGUAAAAAUGGAGUUUGUCAAAAGAUGAAAUAUCAGGGAAUAGUCAGAGUUGGGAUUUUUUUAAACUCCUUGUGUGGGCUCAUACAGACAUCUUGCGUGUAGUGAAAAAAAAUGUAAUUAUUCCCCAAAGUAAUACAUAAAUAAAUUUUGUUUAAAUGUAACUUUUCACAUUUAAAUUCAUUACGUGACUGAACACAAGGAUUUAUAAAAAAUUAUCUUCAAAAUUCUCUUCUCGACAUAUUUACUGGACCAAUGUGGAACAUCGAGGUUAUAGUACUGCUAAAAUCAGUGCAAAAUAAAAUAAAUAAAAAUAUACAUGCUCUUCUACUUCAUCACUGAGAAGGAUUUUAGCUGUACAAAACCUCAAAUUGGAAUUAAAAUAUAAUUUUUGACCUUAAUCCUAAAUAUUAUCACAUCAUUGACAUUGUGCAACAAACCAUAUUUCAUAUAAUAAAUAAUUAUGCUGAAAAAAAUCGAUCAUUAUUAAUUAAAUUUCAGUGUUUAAAAAAACAAUAUAGUGCAUAAUGAAGCAUGAGAAAGGAUAAGCGUAAACAAUGGGAGGAAUUAUUGAAAUUACACAGAUAAAUAUUACUAUAGUAAAAAAAAAUCGAAUAAGCCUAAAGGGAAUUAAUGUAUAUUACUACAAUUGUAUAAUAUAAAAAAAAAUAUGAAUGGAAAUAAAAUUCAAAUAUGAAUACUCAAUAAA
Messenger RNA from Lutzomyia longipalpis, 4120 nucleotides. RefSeq lists its product as uncharacterized. The record is from RefSeq and is a predicted model, not a curated record. The coding region runs from base 1819 to 2709 and encodes 296 amino acids. Lineage: Eukaryota; Metazoa; Arthropoda; Insecta; Diptera; Psychodidae. The transcript is spliced from 7 exons.